Molecule: messenger RNA, 1124 nt
Organism: Anastrepha obliqua
Lineage: Eukaryota; Metazoa; Arthropoda; Insecta; Diptera; Tephritidae
Exons: 3
Coding region: 195-1124 (309 amino acids)
Source: RefSeq, a predicted model, not a curated record
GAACACAGGCCAAUGAUAGAAAAAAUGAUCAAGACGCAAGUUUACAUAAUCAAAGCAUUUUCGAAAAUCAUAAACUUAUCACGUCUAAGAAAACUACAAUAAAUUAUAAAUAGCCAACAUGGGACAGAAAAAUUGCAAUUCAUUUGACUGAAACAAAGGUGGCUGCAUUGAGAGCAAAGUCGCUCCACUGAGAAAUGAAAUCAAUUUGCGCUUGGUCUAUAAUUUUCUGGCUGAACUGGAGUUUUGCUGCUGUUGGUUCAACAAAUGUCAAGACAAAGCGACUUGCUGCGCGCGUAGACCGCGCAAUACCGAUUGACUCAACAACCACACCAGCGCCAAUCGAAGCCACAACGGCUUUGGUGGAAGUGAUGAGCAACAAAACUAGCAACUCCACCGCAGUGAAUAAUAAUACCAUUUUUUAUGAUCAUAAACAUAAAAUUUUGUUGGUAGUUUUGUCGGAUUUGAAUGUACGGGAAGCUCGCGAUGGACAACAAAGUAAUAGCCACAAUUUUAUUACAAAUCCUAUAAAAAAGAAUUUAAGUGUACUAGAAAAAAAAUUAGGCAACAAACCAACGGACUCGCAUAAUGCAAAAAAGGAAAUCUUGAAUGAAACUUUCAUACUCGAUGAAAAAUGGCUUACGGAUUUGCUCAAAAAACUCCAGAUCACAACCGAUCAAGAUCAAGGCGUAACGAAUGGCGUGGAAAUCAAAAAGUGUGUGAAUAUCGUGCCGCAUUAUGUGCCGCCAACUUUUCCUUGGCUCAUACGAAAGCAACAAAGUAAACCGAUUGUCUAUGUGGAACCGAUUGCGUGCGAGGACACAGCGAAAGAUGGUGGAGUGGGCUCUUGGGAAAAUAAAAACAGAAAGGGAAGAAACCAAAGAACAGAUCCAAUUACAAAGAAUGUUGCCCAUCCACGUUCAAAGCCUUUGAUGAGCGCGCGAAAGCGGCAAUGGUCGAGAACUGGCGAUUAUGUUUUAAUGCCAAGGUUUGGUGCAGCGCAGGAAAUGACGCAUUUGAAGUAUCCAUUCAAUUAUAUUCAUAAUAUAGACUACGCGCAUUUGGCAACUGAAACGGACUUUGCAGAAACUCGGGGUGAUUAUAGCUCUGAAGAUUACAAGUAUUAA